Molecule: messenger RNA, 2104 nt
Organism: Porites lobata
Lineage: Eukaryota; Metazoa; Cnidaria; Anthozoa; Scleractinia; Poritidae
Source: the annotation of a GenBank genome assembly
GCGACAGCAUGGAUAAGCCAGCUUCGUGACGCAACAGAACACAACCUGGGAGAUGUGGGGCGGAAUUCAGAAGAUGUAGAAGGACUGCAACAAGAGCAUGAAAAACUCGAGGCCACAUCCAGGGUAAGAUAGGAGGGGUGGGUAAGUAGUAGUAGAGCGGUUAUCACUUGAGGGUGUCAAACGCGUGUGCUAAAUUUCACACGCCACUUUCUUAAUCAAUCAAAAGCCGGUUGUAGUUUUUUUUUUGAGGUGCUGCACAUUUUGUGACAAGCAAAUAUUCGAUAUACAAACCACACAUAACCCAGUCAGUGAAACGUUGUUAAGACAAGAACCACUGAAAGGAAAUACAAAGAUGUUUCCAUGCAAACUAGUUUUGCGUUUUUCUUCCUAUUAUUAGUGGAAUUCAGAGGCCUGAUCAAUACAGUGUUUAUCAAUAUCGAUUUUAAGACUCGACUCUUUUUUGGUCAUCAGUUUGGAGGCUUGACUCCCCCGUCUCCAUCUCUUCAAAUCCUUUGCACACAGAUAUUUCAGGCGUUUUGAAGUUGCUCGUAUCGCAGGCUCAGUGUUGUGUCAAAUUGCAUCUUGGGACUGUUUUUUGGAGGGGGACGCUAUUGCUUUUAUAGAUCUUAUUCACGAUGUCCGCCAUCUUUGCCCGCGCUUUAGGAUUGAUGGGAUAAAAACAAUGUCACAUGGUUCAUUAGCCUGCGCCACAGACGAAAUUAAACUCUGGUUAAAGGGGCUGUGUCACGGCAGUCCAGUUCAUUUUGUUUAAUUUUUCCAAUUACUCGCCCUCAAUAGCUAUGGAACUUAAAGUAAACAAAGAAAUUACAUGUAAAUGACAAAAUCAGAGAUCCGAGACAAACAAAUAUGUCUCCUGAGCGUUAUUUUUGAAGUUGCAAGCAGCAGGGAUCAACUUUGAAAAACUGUUAGGCUGAACAGUUUUCAAAAACACUAAUUUCAAUCCGUUUCAAUCUUCUUCAGUUUUGCCUAUACGUGGAAGCUGUUGUUUCUGUUAUGUUAUUUUAACCUUCCUUUAGCGUUUUAAGCGGUUAUUUUUAUGUUUCUCGUAAUUUAACGGGCCUUUUUUAAUUUCCUAAUUUGGCUGAAUUUCGUGACACAGCUCCUUCAAGUCCGUCUGCGAAACAGCGCUGAAAUCCUUGUUCUGGGCCCCCACCUGUGUACCAGGAUUUGAGUAUGCGCCGUGAUUGGCCUGUUUAAAAAGCCAUAGUCGAUGAAAGGAAAUUCGAAACGCCCUUCCGGUAAUCUGUUGAGUCCGUUGGCGCGCAGAACAAGGAUCUCUGCGCUGCUUCGAUUCGCAGACGUUACUUACCGUGGUUAAAUUACGUGUACGACGCAGGCGCUAGUGGUUCAUGUAUUUCGGGGAAAACAAGCGACAAAUUAGCCAAUACAAGAAAUCGUUGUCGAGUUUGUUUAUUCUCUCAAGAGUCUUCAAAGAGUACAGUUCGAGUUUCGGCAAGUUCUGUGUUAUUUCUUGCUGAGAGGACAUCUACGACAUCCACGGUCGCCACUGUAUCCAAAAAAGUGCCACUAUCACUUCCACCCAUAACUUGCCAUUUCUGUUGUCUAGAAUAAACAAACUCGAUCGUGAUUUCUUGUACUGGCAGACUUAAUCACUCGUUGGUCCCCUGAGAAAUCACGUGACUACGCUUUUAUCCCAUCAGCCCUUAAGCGCGUUCAAAGAUGGCGAGUAUCGUGAAUGAGGUCUAGUUGCUAUCACGACAUUGCGCAGGACAUUAAGUCAAAGUUCGUAUCUACAAAACAGUCCCAACUCCCACAAUGUAUACCGACCAAAUACCGACCAUGCGCAGCUUUCAAAUGAAUACAAGGCUCCAAUCUCUGGAUUGUUAUAAACGUAUUGAAAAAUUUUUUGCGCUGUGAUUUAUUACAGAGCACGUAUGAUUAUGGGCGACAGUUUCUUCAAGCUUCGUUAGUUCUUCGCCGAACAUGCCGCUAUGAACUUUCACCAAACUACGAAAUGGAGGAGAAAUUGAACAACGCGUGGAGUGACUUCUCAUCUGUCAUGGCAGAACGAGGCGCCAGGUUAUCUGUGGCGCUUAUGUUUCAUCGGAGCGCUGAAAAGGUG